This is a messenger RNA of Pseudoliparis swirei, 1103 nucleotides long. RefSeq names its product lecithin retinol acyltransferase a (gene lrata). The record is from RefSeq and is a predicted model, not a curated record. NCBI's taxonomy places the organism in Eukaryota, Metazoa, Chordata, Actinopteri, Perciformes, Liparidae. The transcript has 2 exons. Gene Ontology annotation, biological process: retinol metabolic process. Bases 29 to 730 code for a protein of 233 amino acids. Gene Ontology annotation, molecular function: phosphatidylcholine-retinol O-acyltransferase activity.
UAGGACACUUCCCCCUAAAACUCUCGAGAUGCUGCAGCUGCUGACGUUCCUGGUGGAGAAGCUCUCUCUCCUCUCCAUCUUCAAACACUUUGAGUCCAGCUGCGCGGACGCCGGUGAGGACCGCGAGCGGCACGUGGCGCGCGGCCCCCCGCCCCCGCCGCCGCCGCCCCUCCGCAGGGGAGACCUGCUGGAGGUCCACAGGACCGUGUUCACCCACUACGGCAUCUAUUUAGGAGACAACAAAGUCGCCCACCUGAUCCCCGACAUCCUGCCCGUGUUCUCGAAAGACAAGGAGCUCAUCGGGUCCGUGAUUUCCAACAAGAGGCUCAUCCUGGGCUGCAUCUACAGGUGCGCCACGGUGCGCGUGGACACGCUGGAGGACUUCGCGUACGGCGCCCGCGUCCUGAUCAACCACAUGGACACGGCGAUGCGGAGUAAAGCGCUCCCCAACGAGGACGUGGCCCAGAGGGCGGAACGACUCGUCGGGGCCGUGCAAUACAGUCUGCUGUGGUACAACUGUGAGCACUUUGUGACGGGCUGCAGGUACGGGUCUGCAGAGAGCCGGCAAACCGACAAGUUCUGCGAGGGCGUGAAAUCCGUCAUCAGAGACCAGCGCAGCGUGAUCUUCACCAGCCUCCUGGGAAUCAUCUCCAUCGGCUGCUUCGGCAUGGCACCGUCAACUACGUUACCCACAGUUCUUAUCCCCUUCGCUCUGUGGAUGGCCGGUUGAAGGAGUUCAGCACUGAUAACCUGCACCUGAACUUUUAUUUGGCGUGGGCGGAGCUGAACCGGUCUGCUCGGUGCCCUCGGGGCCUCAUGAGUCUGCGUAGACAAUGUUUAAUGUUGUGAUAUAUGCAUUAAUAGUUACUUAUAUCUGCUCUCUCAUAAAAGUGUGGUGAAAUGCAUAAUAUUUUUGAUAUGAGAAUAUAGUUUGUGAUCCAUUUUUGCUAACAUUUGAGUCGCCACUAAAAUGAAUAUACUGUACAGUGGUGCUUUGACUACAGCAAUAUCUUAAUGUAUAUACAGUAUGAUUGGAAUUUUAUAGUCAUGUUCUUAAUAUAAUGUAAAUAUGACACGUGUUUUAUAAAAACAAUUUAUUUUUA